AUGUCGUUCUCUUCGUCGUCCGUCCCGGCUACCACCGCCGCCGCCUCCGCUACUAUCGCUUCCUCCGCCGCCGCCCCCGCUUCGGCCGCCUCUGCGUCGCUUUUGCCCGCCGCCUCGGGCUCCAGCUUCUCCUCUGCCGGUACAGCCGCAGCCGCGGGUCAAAAUAUUCCAGCCACCAUCGUCAUCCCAGCCAACUAUCCCGCUUAUGUGGACCCGGCCCUUCUUAUUGUACAUCCAGCCCAUUGGGUCUUCGAGAACCUGGAACCCAUCGACCCCAAUACCGGUGCUUUCGUCUCUCCCGCACCGGCCCUCGUUCACGCCGCAGCCCCCGUCGCUGCUCCCUCCGUCACCGCUCACCCCGUCGCUGCGCCCCCCGUCGCCGCUCACCCCAUCCCCGCCGCUCUCGUCGCCGCACCCAUCGCGGCGCCUGUCCCACCAGCCAUUCCCGCCGGACCCGUCGUCGCUCCUCCCGCCCCCAUCGCCGCUCCUCCCGCCCCCGUCGCCGCUCCUCCCCUGUCCGACGAGCAGCAGCUCGGCCAGGCGCCCAGGAGCGCGGCCCAACACUCGCUCCCCUACCCGCCCGGCGUAGACCCGCGCUACUGGCAAAAGGUCUACAACCGGGCGGACUCGCUGGCCCGCGACCGCGCCGCCGCCCAGCAGGAUCGCCUGAGCCGCGCGACCUACCGUCGCGCGCUCGAGCUCCUGGUCAGCGACGUGGUGCGGUCGCUGGACCGGCGUGGCGGGCUGGCGAGGGCGACGCUGGCGAAGAGGGCGGCGUUGCGUGCGGCGAGUAUGAGCUGGCAACCGAACGAGCCGAUCAUCCAGUUCCUGCAGCAGCAUGGCAUCAUGCUCGCGAUGUCGACGUGGCCUAACGCUGGCAUGCUGCUAAACUCGUGGCGGCAUUCGGAUCCCACCUUUGGUUUCCACUGGCGGACCAACAUUAAUAUUUGA
Molecule: messenger RNA, 951 nt
Organism: Thermothielavioides terrestris NRRL 8126
Lineage: Eukaryota; Fungi; Ascomycota; Sordariomycetes; Sordariales; Chaetomiaceae
Exons: 5
Coding region: 1-951 (316 amino acids)
Source: RefSeq, a predicted model, not a curated record